AUGCCCCGCACCGACGAGGCCGAGGCCUUCUUCCACGCCGUAUACACCGCCGUCCAGGAGAUCCCCGCCGGCAAGGUGACGACCUACGGCCACAUCGCCAGGCUUAUCGGGACCCCCGAACGGCCCCGCCAGGUCGGCAUCUGCCUCAAACACCUCCCCACCGACCCGGCCUCGCGCUUCAACAACGAGACCGUCCCGUGGCAGCGCGUCAUCAACGCAAAGGGCACAAUCUCGCCGCGCUCCCAACCCUCCGGCGCCCGAAGCCAGGCCGCCGCUCUCGAGGCCGAGGACGUCGAGGUCUCACAAACGGCCAUGGGCGAGUUCCAGGUGGACUUCAAGACUUAUGGCUGGUUUCCUGAAACCCUCCCCUCUAAGCAGGGUCAGGGGCAGUGAUAGGCUCUGAAAGGGGAGGGUUUGGCAGCAACAUGAACCGACAUCAAAGAAAAUCACGGCCGGUCAGCCAUAGAACAACGCCACAAGAAACACGACAUCACGUCUCACAAAAUUCAUGACAACAACAAACAAGUUUGAACAUCCAAGCUCCAUU
Colletotrichum destructivum is the source of this 547-nucleotide messenger RNA. RefSeq names its product Putative methylated-DNA-[protein]-cysteine S-methyltransferase, DNA binding protein. The transcript is spliced from 3 exons. Lineage: Eukaryota; Fungi; Ascomycota; Sordariomycetes; Glomerellales; Glomerellaceae. Gene Ontology annotation, molecular function: catalytic activity. Bases 1 to 393 code for a protein of 130 amino acids. The record is from RefSeq and is a predicted model, not a curated record. Gene Ontology annotation, biological process: DNA repair.